AAGCGAACACUCCCAACAGGCACCAAGGUACAGGGAGUGUCUCGUGUUUCCAACACUUCCCUGCUUGUUGAGCAAAGUAACAAUUAACAGCUCCCUGGACUCUUGCAUAAAACUGUUGAAGGUAUCUGUCAGGUAGAGUGAAGUGCUGUCAUGCUUCGUCCGGGGCUCAAUAAAAAGGCACGUGAAACUCCUCUGUUACUUUUCAGCUGGUUUUGAUCACACAUACAGAUGUAAAGCCAGACUCUCUUUCGACCUGGGCUUUGUGGCCUCCAGCUUGUCCACACAUCUUAAUGGAACUGGUCCAGGUUCACACUGGUAUAAAUGAGAGCACCAUUUGACAUUCAGUUUUUACUCAUUCCUCAAACAAAUGCACACCAGUUGGCUUCAAUUGACAUUUGCCAGUGUACGGACUGAGUAAAAGCUGAGGACUCCACUGGAUCAACUGGAAUUUCUACGUUUCCCAUCCAAUUCCACGGGAACCUGGUUCAGCUUUACUUGCUAGGACACUUUCAAUUUGUGACCUGAGGCAACUUUACAUCCGUUGCCCAUGAGUUAAUCUAUGCUGUGACAAGGAUUCGAGUCUCAUCCCAUGCCAUCUAAUCUGAAUAAAUGAAGAAAGUGACUAUGAAAUCACAACAUCUACCAUCUGCUGUUUCCAUCAAUGAGGACAAGUACAUUACUAGGGAUCAACUUAACUCUUUACUGAAGACGUAUAACUAUUUUUAUGCUGACCAAGAGAAUCUGCAACUCUCCUAUAAUCAGCCAGAAGGCAGCAAACCAGUUAUCGAAGGAAUCCUGGCUAUUUUUUGGGGAGUACGUUGUCCCAUCUGGUUAAAAAUCCAAGAUGAGAAGCAAAUUCCCCCUUUUGUGACUCUGAAGUCACCAGAGCGUAUGGGUUCGUUCCCUAGUAAAAGGGGGAUGAUGCGCUGGGGAGAAGUUCAUAAUCUCCAUCAAAUUAACGAAGAGACACCAAGUUCUUCAGAAGAACCCCCAAACCAUGAGAAAGGUUGCUCCUCUUAUGAGAGCAGCACCCUGAAGCCCAGGAGUGUGCAAGAGCUCAACUCCCUGACCCCUCCCAGAACCAGAACCAUGAGUGAUGCUGCACAAAUGAGGAAAAGGGAAAAUUCCCUCACAAUAGCAAGAAAAGACACGGAAACGCUCAGGUUCUCCAUUAAUGGGCAUUUCUACAACUACGAGACAUCUGUUUUCACUCCAGCCUUUGGAUCAGAAACUAAAAUAAGAAUAAACAGUAACAUGAAAACAGGAGAGGUAAUUGAGCAACUACUGCGGAAAUUUAAGAUUGAAAACAGUCCACAAGAAUUUGCACUUUAUAUCAUCCAUGCAUCAGGAGAAAAGAAAAGGCUCAAGAACACAGACACUCCGCUGCUGGAGAGACUUUUACAGGGUCCCUCAGAAAAGAUUGUCCAAUUUUUUCUCAUGGACAAGAAUGCAGAAGAAGUUACCAGUGAUGUUGCUCAGUACCUUAAAUUUCAUGUUCCUCUUCUGGAAUCCUUUCUGCACAAACUAGAAGAAGAAGAAGAACGGGAGAUUCAACAGACAAUUGCAAAAUACGUUAGGGAGAAGGAUAUCAUACGUCAGCACCUUGACAGUAAAACAGUAAUAAAAACGGAGACUACCGUAUAAUGUCACAGCCUGCAGCUGAUGAAACACUUCCUGUAAGCCAAAGGAGACUUAAUUUUAUAUCCUUGGAAAUACUGAGAAUGUGACAUCUAUAGCACAUGAGCCUGUCAAGUGGGGUCGGGUGUGUUGCUGGCGACUUUGCAUCUGGGAUUGAAAAGAAACUCCACUGCAAUCUGAAUGGGAAUUAAGAAGAGCUGAUAAAAAACGUAUUGUUCUCUAUAUGGGUACUGCACAUUCUGAAAACUCGUGUAACUAGAAACUUCAGAAAGGAGAAAAGCCAAUUAAAAGGGCACAACUUUGAAACCUGUCCACUUGCACCCCACUAGCCAGAGCAUUGUGAAGACAGAUAAAUAUCGUAAUCCCCCAGAUGAAGUAAGAAUCGUACAGAAAAUAGUCAUCAGCUGUCUUUGUUUGAGAGAGAUUAUUUAUUCUGAGUCUGGGGGUGCUCAUUUAAUGAAUCUAGGGCCAAAUUUUCAAAGGUAUUUAGGCACGUAAGCAGGUGAGGUAGCUAAAUCCCAUUGAAAGUCAAUGGAAGGAAGGCGCCUAAGUCCCUUACCUUUGUAAAUCAGACCUUUAGUGUUUUAGCUUGAAUAAUAAGAUCUGAAAAAGACACUUCCCCUCAUGCUUUGUAUUUAAUCAAUUGAUUAAAAAUAAGAGAUUAAUUUUGCACUUGAAACUCCUUUUUAAGUCACUGUGUAAUGAGCUCUCUCUAAACAUUAUUACAAUUGAUCAGUUUCUUCAAGACCCCAUAGAGGUAUUUUCUUUUGGCUAAGAAACAGAUUACUUUCCUAUUUCCUUAUUCCUUCUUCUUGUUUAGAGGCUAAGGGGGGCUCUGUUCAGCAGGCAAAAAUAGGUGCAGGCAGUACGAUUCCAGUGAGUACUGCUGGGGCACACUAGCAUAAUUCAACCAUGUCCCUGAGGAUGGAGGGCUCAGGCACUGUGGGACCACAGCGCAGAGUCUGUAUCAGUCUCUUCCUUAAUAUCGUUCACUUGGAUCACACAUCCCAAGCAUUUUGCUAAGACCAAACUUGCCAAGUUGUAAAUAAAGCCCAUAUAAUUCAUAUGAAUAACUCACUGCCCCCUGUUGUCAUGCUGUGUUUGCCUUUUGUCUUGUGGUUUCUAUGUCCCAUGCUGAGCUGUCAUGUACUUAUACAGGAUAAAUUAUAUAGGACAAACAUUGAGGGGUUGCUUUACCAUAAUGCAAAAUAUGCUGCUGUAGAACAUAGUGGAAUAAAUUACACAAAUAUAAAUAACAACUUUAUUCUUGCCUGAGAUAUUGUAACUUGGAUGGUGUCAAAAAUGAAAAGCACCUGUGUUAAUGGGAAUUAUUAUUUGUUAUCAGCAACUAGUUUAUUUUAAUGUACAGCUUCUUGUAACUCUACCUGUGCACUUUUUAUUAAGGUGCUUAUUUUUUGGCUAAAACUAUUCAGCAGUCAAAAUACUUAGCAUUAAAUAUCUCAAAGCUAGAACUGUCCAUUCCUUAAGUCAAAUGCAGCUGCAGUAUUUGAAAAGUUUCAUUGCCAAGCCUUAAAAAAUGGGAAAUUUGAGCCAAAAGGUUUAGGCUUGUAAAGGGUAGGCCACUUUUCAAUAAAGUCUGGACCAGUUUAUGGUUUUGGGUCAAAACCAAGUAAAUUAAAUGAUUGUGUGGUUUCCACCCAAAACCAAGCACAAGUUAGUUUUAGCUGAGUUUCACAUUGCGUUUUCAGUUCGCUUGAAGACAUAGUGUAACCUUUGGCACUGGGUAGAUGGUACUACAACAUAUUUAGGUAUUAUUAUAUUAAUAUAACUGGAGUACAAGCCUUCUGACUGAUUAGCAAUUAUACAAUUUAUUUUAUUGUUUUAAUCUUAAUACAAAAAGGUAUUUUUUGUAACUCUGGUCUCUCUCAAUGGUUUGCAAUGUAUCCAGUGCAUUAUAUGUUUGAAAAAAUUCUGAGUUUUAUGUAGAAUGGCCUAUGGAAUUCAGCCUAGUAAUUGUUGAAUAGUUAUUUAUGAAUACAGAGUAUGAAAAUGUUGACAUAUUAAAAUAUGAAUAACUCAAUGAC
This is a messenger RNA of Dermochelys coriacea (leatherback sea turtle), 3683 nucleotides long. RefSeq names its product Ras association domain family member 6 (gene RASSF6). Gene Ontology annotation, biological process: signal transduction. The transcript has 13 exons. Lineage: Eukaryota; Metazoa; Chordata; Testudines; Dermochelyidae. The coding region runs from base 610 to 1644 and encodes 344 amino acids. The record is from RefSeq and is a predicted model, not a curated record.